CCGGCGACUACUGUAGUCAGCCUGUCUGAACGCGGUCUGCCAUUGAGCGGACUGAGCCUUUGCCUGGAACUUUUUUUCCUUUUUCGGGAUUUCUUUUUACGACACAUCAAACAGGACUGGAAAGGUGAAGUUAUCUCCAACACACAGAUCACAUUCCCCCCUGGUGUGAGGUCAUCUCUGUUUACAUCCCAGUGUAGUAAUUCCAUUUGUGCUGCUCCCAUGACCAAGAUUACCUAAUGUCCCAUAACCUGCCCUUUGGCCUGUUCCAUGUCUGAAAACCGUGACCCACAUCCUUACCUCUACUCAACCCUGGACAGCCGGGAGCUGUCCCGUGAAAGAGUCGGCCUUCAGGUGGAGAAAGGGGAGAUCUCUCCCUGUUCCGCCAUCAGCCAACUUCGCCGCAUGGCCAACAGUUACAACGAGGGUUGUGGCAGGCGGGAUGGAGACGACCUGGAACCAGAGCUGGGUUUGGCCUCGGAGGGCAGCGACAGCAGCCACGAGCGCCCCACCUCGCCAGGUUCCCCCCACGAUGAGCGGAAGCGGACCCACUUGCACGAAGAUGUCGAGAUGGCUUGUUCAAGUGGGAGCGGGACAGAAUCCCAUGGCAACGAAUCUCAUGGUAAUGAGUCCCACGGUAAUGAAUCUGUGGGCAGCUCCAAUGGAAAUGGGAAGGAUUCUGCUCUCCAUACGUCCUCAGGAAGCAACAAGAGCUCCAACUCUCACAGCCCCUCACCGCCAAGCAGCUCCAAUGCCUUCAGUCUGGUGAGCUCCGAGCAGGACAACCCUUCUACCAGUGGAUGCAGCAGCGAACAGUCAGCCAAGGCGAAGACACAGAAGGAGCUUUUCAAGACUCUCAAGGAGCUAAAGAUGCAUCUGCCCCUUGAAAAGCGAAGCAAGGGCAAGUCCACCACCGUCAACACACUCAAAUAUGCACUGCGCUGUGUCAAGCAGGUGAAAGCCAAUGAGGAGUAUUAUCAAAUGCUGAUGACAAAUGACAGUCAACCGCCUGGUUUUGAAGUCUCAUCUUACACCAUUGAGGAAAUAAACAGCAUCACUUCAGAAUACACCCUCAAAAACACUGAUAUAUUUGCCGUGGCCGUUUCACUCAUCACAGGGAAGAUAGUUUAUAUUUCCGAUCAGGCAGCGUCCAUCUUAAACUGCAAGCGGGAAGUGUUCCAUAACGCCAAGUUUGUGGAAUUCCUAACGCCGCAGGACGUCAGCGUGUUCUACAGCUUUACCACGCCGUACCGCUUGCCCUCAUGGAGCAUGUGCACCGGAGCAGAGUCGUCUCCCACGGAGUGCAUGCAGGAGAAGUCCUUCUUUUGCCGCAUCAGUGGUGGAAAAGAGCAUAACGGCGACCUGCAGUACUACCCUUUCCGCAUGACUCCUUACCUGAUGAAAGUCCAAGACGCGGAGCUGUCUGAGGAGCAGUUUUGCUGCCUCCUUCUGGCAGAGAGGGUGCACUCUGGUUAUGAAGCUCCCAGAAUCCCUCAUGACAAGCGCAUUUUCACCACCACACAUACACCUAAUUGUGUUUUCCAGGAUGUGGAUGAGAGGGCUGUUCCACUCUUAGGAUACCUUCCCCAAGACUUGAUUGGGACUCCGGUGCUGCUCAAUCUGCACCCAAAUGACAGACCACUCAUGCUGGCUGUGCAUCGCAGAAUCCUGCAGUGUGCUGGCCAACCAUUUGACCAGUCCUCCAUUCGCUUCUGUACGAGAAACGGCGAAUACAUCACGGUCGACACCAGCUGGUCCAGCUUCGUUAACCCCUGGAGCCGCAAGGUCUCUUUUGUCAUCGGCAGGCACAAAGUCCGCAUGGGUCCUGUGAACGAAGAUGUUUUUGCAGCAAUGGCUUUCAAUGAAGGGAAGAUGAUGGACUCCGACAUCCAGGAAAUUAGUGAACAGAUCCACAGGCUAUUACUACAACCUGUUCAUAACAUGGGCUCCAGCGGUUACGGUAGCCAUGGCAGCAAUGGUUCACAUGAACAACUGGUGAGCAUCAGCUCGUCCAGUGAAAGCAAUGGGAAUGUCAUGGCGGGAAACACAACAGAGGAGACGAGCAAAGCCAAGCCCACACGGACAUUCCAGGAGAUUUGUAAGGGAGUUCACAUGCUGAAGAACCAGGACUCUCAUGUGUGCCUGCGCUCCCCUCCACCCUCGCCUGCUCCCUACCCGUCCAAACCAGAGCAAAAGAAAACAGCUGACGCAGUCGCUCAAAAGAAUUCAAUGGUGCGUCUGAAGGAAUCUGCACACCCUCUGCAGGCCAGAGACAGUAAUGCAGCCAACAUGGACGACUACACUUGCAAAGACCAGACUGUCUGCUCCUACCAGCAGAUUAGCUGCCUUGACAGUGUCAUCCGUUACCUGGAGAGUUGUAACAUCCCCCUCACAGUGAAAAGAAAAUACCAGUUUUCUUCAAAUACCACCUCCACCAAUUCAGAUGAUGACAGAAAGUGUACUGAGGACGAUGCACAAGUGCCUGGGUGUUCCAACACAGAUUCUUUAAUGCUCGACGGCCAGCCUGGACUUUCAAACAUGAAAGCACCAAAGAAACCUCCAUCAGGGGCAGUUGUGGUUGGCGCCCCUCUGGGACCGCUCCCUUUACCCAGCAAGGCUGAAAGCGUUGUGUCAAUCACAUCUCAGUGUAGCUAUAGCAGCACAAUUGUGCAUGUGGGAGACAAGAAGCCUCAACCGGAGUCUGAAAUAAUUGAGGAUGUGGCCGAGAGCCCUGCACCGCCGGCUCCGCCCGUCAGUGUGGUGUCUCCACUUAGCCAGGAGAAGGAAGCCUACAAGAGGCUGGGACUGACCAAGCAGGUACUGGCAGCCCACACACAGAAAGAGGAGCAGGCCUUCCUAAAUCGCUGCCGAGAGCUGCGUAAUGCAAGGACUUUCCAGAAGGACUGUUCCACGCGCCUGCACAAGCAGAAGGGUCCAGACAAUCCUCAAGAAUCUGCUGGACUUUGCGGCGCCGCCAAACAGGGCACCACCAGGCCAGAGACUGUUGCCAAGAAGGGAAACCGCAACAGGAAGUCCAAAAAGCCCCGCAUGAAGCAUCCCGAUUCAUCGGACAGUGCCGUGUCACAUCGCAAACCCCGCCCCCCUCUCCAGGGCCUCAACCAAACAUCCUGGUCCCCGUCGGAGGCGUCCCUGUCGGCUUUCAACGUGUCCUACCCAGCAAUGGUGCCUGCCUACCAGCUCUACCCGCCAGCACCUGCUGCUGCCCCUGCACAGGUCGCCCAUCCUGACCCCACCCUCUCCACUGGCUUUGUGGAGGGCCCGAGCACACAAGCUCCUCCUGCCGCCACUUCCUUUCCCGCCCCCAUUGUUACGCCUAUGGUGGCUUUGGUGCUACCAAAUUACCUCUUCCCUCAACUUGGACCGAUUGGCCAGAUGGGGGCUGCUCCCAGACCAGCGUUUUUCCCGGAGCAGACGCAGACGCAACCUCAGUUUAACGGCCAGCAACCCUUUCAGCCGCCGCAGCCAGCAUACACCAUGCAAUCUCAACCUCCCUUCACCAGUCAACAGAUUUUCCCGGUGCCGACUGCCUUCCCAACUCAGCCACCUUUCCAGCCUCGCCCGCCGGCCUUCACCCCCCAGCAGACCUUUACUCCCCAGCAGACCUUCACUCCCCAGCAGACCUUUACCCCCCAGCAGACCUUUACCCCCCAGCAGACCUUUACCCCCCAGCAGACAUUCACUACCCAGCCAUCUUUCGCUGUGCCGACUCCAUUUGUGGCUCAAGCACCCUAUCCGGCUCAGCCCUUCACUUACAGUCUAAACACACAGCCCCCUAAAGCCGCGGGUGUAGAACCCCGAGAGGGUGCAGCUUCUCGCUCCUCUACCCCUGCAUCAGGUGCACGCGAGCGCACCACAUCAUCGCCGACGCUGUUCGAGUCGCGGUGCAGCUCGCCCCUUCAACUCAAUCUGCUCAGCAUGGAGGAGGGCCAGCGCUCGGUGGAGCGGCAGGACAGCACAGCACCCUCUGCUGGUCUUCAGGGCGCUGGCGGCGUCGCGGCUUCUGUUGCUGCAGUCAAACUUGAAACUCUUCAACAGGAGUAUCCAGAAGAUGGCGCUCGUAGUGACGGUCAUUCCUCAUCAUGUGACCUGCUGAAUAUACUUCUCCAAGAGCAGGAGGACUCCCACUCUGGCACCGGCUCCGCAACCUCUGGCUCCAUGGGCUCGGGAUCAGGAUCUGGAUCGGGCUCAGGUUCAGGCUCCGCUUGCAAUGGCUGUGGCACAUCGGCGAGCGGAGCCUCGGGCAGCAGAACAGGGAGCAGCAACACAAGCAAAUACUUUGGAAGUGUUGACUCAUUGGAACAAGACCCUAAGACCAAGGCCAAAGCCAAGACAAGAGGAACAGGAGACUCUGAUGCAGGCCUAUCACCGGCCAAGAUGUCCGCCAAUGGGGAGGGAGAGCAUUUAAUCAAAUAUGUUCUCCAGGAGCCUCUUUGGCUGCUCAUGGCCAAUGCUGACGACAAGGUCAUGAUGACCUAUCAAAUGCCAUCCAGAGACAUUCAGAAGGUUCUGCGGGAAGACAAGGAAAGACUGAGGCAAAUGCAGAAGAGCCAGCCCCACUUCACCCCAGACCAGCGGCGAGAGCUGCUGGAGGAGCACCCCUGGAUGAGAAGAGGGGGUCUACCAGCUACUAUCAAUGUGAAGGAGUGUCUGUACUGCAAAGACGUUGUGGAGGCCCCCAUCGAAGAGACCCUGCCUGACAUGGACAUGUGCGAGCUGCGGGAGGAGCUGAGCCAAGAGUGCGAGAGCGCUCACAGCCAAUCAGAGGAGCUGAAAGCCAAACUACAUUCUGGCUCCUGAGUUUGUUCAGCACCCAGCAGGGGGACUCACUCCACCAGCCACGGACCCUUAAAAACACUCAUAUUGCAAAUAUGGGACAAAAAAAAAAAAGACCUUGUGCCUGGCCGUGCUCGACACUUGUAAACACACACGAACUGAAGCCGUGUGUGCGUGUGUGACAGACUAGACCGAGGUCGGACCAUGCGAGGCCUUGAGCAGCUGUCUCACACAAACAUUUUCCUCAAGGACAAUGUGAAAACAAUCUCGGGUUAUCUUCUCAAAAACACUCUUUGUUUUCCCCAUCAGGUAUUUGACAGGAUGUUGUCAACAGGGACCUAUGCUUGUACACCCUCACCUACUGUACAUCCACAGUGGACAUGCAGUCUGACUGGAACUUGCCUCAGCAGCGACCAGCCGUUACACAAACUAACCUUAUUUAUUUUCCGCUCCGACAAAGACUCCACUUUUAUCCAGCUACAGCCAAAUGAGUUGAUGGAUGUAUAUUACAGUACAUAUUUCAUGUCGAGGUCACUUUAGCCUUAGCUCGUUUACAUUGGAGCAUACAGCCUCCAAGUAAAGAAGGCAUUUGCAUGCUGUUGGCAAUAUUAUUUUUUCUCGGAAUUGCCAGAUAUUGCAAAAAAAAACAAAACAGGGUGAUGUAUCCACAUGCAACAUGCACUUGGUAGAGGGAAAAAGGGAGUUAUUCACUCCUGAAGAGAGAAUGAUGUAGCUAACAAGGGGACCAUGGGGAAGAAAUAGUGCAAUGACAGACACCCUGCUGGGGCAAGACUUGUGAAUGUAUCCCAGACUGGACCAAGGACGUCUUACUAGCUUAGUUUAGGGGUUUUUCCCCCCCCGCUCGUUCACAUUUUUAUACACUUUUUUUUUUUUUGUUCAUUUUUAUUUGAAGUAAAGCUGGAUUAAACACGUGUUUGUGACAAUUCCAUUGCCCGAUGGACUUGAGGCGCCACGUGCAAUGGAGGGAAUACCGCAGAUGCUCUUUUGUUUCCAUUCCAUGUGGGAGGCGAACACCGUUGGUGUAUAAAAAGAAACACCCACAAUGCAAAUGUGGCUAAAAGAAAUGUUGUUACGCCUUACUGUUUGUUACAAAGAGGGAAGUCAAUAUUUAUUCAAUGACCAGCUGGUGUGUGUGUGAGUGUGUGUGUGUGUGUGUGUGAGAGGAGGCAGCCUGGUCCUGUAAAUGCAUACACACCAUACUGGCACAUAUUGUGUGCGUGUGUGUGUGUUUGGUUGUGUACAUUUGUUCCAUUCCCGUAUGAAUGUAUGAAUCUUGAUGUAUGUAUGAUAUUAUAGUGCAGUUAUGUGCAAUUUUGUAGGAAAGAAUUCGUGUUUGAAACAUGGAAACCGUUGUAAUAAAAUUGCAAAACUAUUGAAA
Molecule: messenger RNA, 6190 nt
Organism: Nerophis lumbriciformis (worm pipefish)
Lineage: Eukaryota; Metazoa; Chordata; Actinopteri; Syngnathiformes; Syngnathidae
Product: period circadian protein homolog 2-like
Biological process (GO): circadian regulation of gene expression; negative regulation of transcription by RNA polymerase II; entrainment of circadian clock by photoperiod
Cellular component (GO): cytoplasm; nucleus
Molecular function (GO): transcription corepressor binding; transcription cis-regulatory region binding
Source: RefSeq, a predicted model, not a curated record